Messenger RNA from Eptesicus fuscus (big brown bat), 1035 nucleotides. RefSeq names its product outer dense fiber of sperm tails 4 (gene ODF4). The record is from RefSeq and is a predicted model, not a curated record. The transcript has 5 exons. The coding region runs from base 43 to 864 and encodes 273 amino acids. NCBI's taxonomy places the organism in Eukaryota, Metazoa, Chordata, Mammalia, Chiroptera, Vespertilionidae.
GGGACAUUAGGGGUGAGUGCCCUGGUUCAGGAGGAGAAAGUGAUGAACUUCAGAAACCUGGAAAGGAAGGGGACGGUUGGAAAGGAGGAUGGGGCAGAGGUGAACCCGGGACAAGAAAAGGGGGUGCGGGACUUCACCUCCCCCAACAGAAACAGGCCGGUGUACCGCCGCCGGGACUCUCUGUUGCCCCUGAAAUGGAAAGUUGCACACACUUCCCGCUGGAAGGCGCAGGUGCUGGCCUCCGUGCUCAGCCUGAUUGCCUUCACCCUGAUGCUGAUCAUGUCCUUCUCUAAGACGUGGCUGUACCUCUCCACCAUCCGCUUCUUCCAGCGCUGGCCUGAGGACGUCAGACAGAGCAUCUACUCCUCUGCCCAAAUCAUGUCCCUGGGGCCCCUGCAGAACUGCAUAUUCCAGACCUGUUCCUACUCAGAGGAGGAGGAAGACAAUUUGGAUCUGUGGAUAGAUCACCCGUUCUUUGGAGUGGCCAAGAUCACCUUCAGCCUGUCCCUGGCGCUGGGCUUCCUCUAUACCGUCUGGUUGUACCUGCCAUACAUCCCUGGUCUUCAGAGAGUGCCCUUCUUUGGCUGGAUUGGGUGUAUCAUAAGCUUCUCUGAAGUUGCCUUCCUUUUCUCCAGCCUCCUGUUGUUUCCGAUUGAUGUCUGGCUCUUCGAGGUGAAGGAGAAUUUUUCAAUCCACAUCGGGUGGAGCUAUUUUAUUGGUUGGGUGGUGUUUAUCAUAUAUCUCUUCUGUGCGUUCCUCUGCUACUUCAACAACAACAAAUUCUGGAAUCUGAUUAUCAGCAGUACCACUAGCAUCAUAUCCUACGGCAGCAGCAGGUCAGGCUCUCUGAUCAUAGGGUCUUAAACAUCUCUGUCAACUGGGAAGAAGCCCGGGAUCUGAACAAGUAAUUCCACGAAAACAUUGUUUCCCAUCAUCGAAGGAGCUCCAUCUGUAGCUACAGAAGUUAAUUUUGAGAGAGGUAGAUUGUAUAUUUGCAGAAGUUUAAAAACACAAUUAAAUAUAUCUUGUCCUGUA